AUAUCUGAAUUAAAGAACACCUACCAGUCAUCGCAGUUACCAGUGACUGAUGACGAGACCAUUCUUCAUAAGUUCUGUGUCAAGCUCGAGACUGUGCUGAGACAUGAGCAAAAGGAAAAAUAUUCUCUUCUUGGGGUGAGAAAGGACUACUGGAAUUUUAUUAGUGACUGCAUUCCUAAAGAUGAUGGAGUCAGAGUUGUUCAUGCUAUACCGCAGGUCAGAACACCCCAAGGCAAAGGAAGAGCUUUCAUUCGCUACUCACUGGUUAAAAAGUCACUGGCAGAUGCAAUUCAGAGGUGUUUGGUCAUGAGAAAACAAUUGAGUGCAUUUUACAAUCCUGCAGCAAUCCUCUGCCACCCCUCCCUGUCAACUGCUCUGGUUAACAAAUUGUAUGACUUGAAUGACCUUGAGUUUGAUCUUCCUUGUGGAGGACAUGAGCUUGAUAUAUCAUGGCCAGCAUUUUCAAGGAGGUCGUUUAUGGACAAUCAAGGUUCUGUAUCUGGUCGACGCAGCAGUGUCAGUAGCAUGACCAGUGUUGACUUGAGGAAUGAGAGACCAGACCCUCUUACUGGCCUAGCAUCAGAGGUUUCAGCUUUAAAAGCGACCUUUGUCGAGGAAAACUCCCUCGGAAAGACAGAACUGUCAGAUGGUGGUUUAGAUAAUGUGAGCAUGGCUGAUUCAACAGUGGAAACUCCUACCAUCACUGAUAUGACAUUGGAAAUCUCUCAUCUUCACCAGCGAAUCUUGAAAUGGAAAGCUGAUAUGGAAUCUCAACUAUCUAAAGCUUCAAAUGAUGCCAAGAAGGCGAACGAUGAUCGAAAGUUUACUAGUCAAGAUUACGAGCUUAAAAUCAAGCAGCUUAAUGAACGAUACAGCAAUUUAACGAAAGGUGUGUCAGAGGAAAUGAAUGCUAAAGUGAAAGAACUGUUUGUAAAGCUAACUACAGCGGAAAAGGCAUUGAGUCAACGGGAAGCCGAGAUCGAGACUCUUAAAGAGGAAGUUAGGGUGUCUGUGAGCUCGUCACAUGAAGCACAAAGGUCCGCCAUUGAACUGGAAAAACUUAUCACGGCCUCGGAGAGAAAACAGAGCGAACUGACUUCUGAAUGCGAGCAAUUAAAAGAACGGCUUAAACGGAAAGAUGAAAUGACUGUAGAACUAGAAACGAAGCUGUCAGAACUAAAAGAAAAGUGUAACAAGCUUGAAUUGUCUGAAACAGAAUCCAACAAAAAAGUUGCAGAGUUGCAGGGAGAGCUCAAAGCAAAAGAAGUAGUGUUAGAGAGAGUGCAAGAAUCUUUUGAAAAGUUGAACGGGAUGGUGUUUGGGUCUUUUGAAGAGCUGGAGAGCGAGUUGAAAGGUAGACUCAUGGAUAGAGAGAGAGGCUUGCAAAACCAAAGCGCUGAAAACAGAAGGCUUGAAACAAACAUGGUGGAGAUCCAGCAACAAAAUAGAGACUUCACGGCUAAACUUGCAGAGGCAAAGGCGAAAAUCGAGGAGUUCGAAAACGCUAGCAUCGAGUCGCAAAACGUGAUUCAAGACUUGAGAACGCAGCUUAAGUCACAGGAGCAGAUGCAAGAAACUUUUCUGUCUGAACUAAACGAAACUUUUCAAAGUCAGGAAGGCGUCGAUGUUCAGGAUGGUCACCACGUGGCAAAAGAUUUCAGCAAAGUUAUUUUAAAGCGAGCCAAGCAUCUUGUAGAAGAGAUGUCAUCCCUUCAUCAUCAACUAAACGAGAAAAGUACUCAGAAGGAACAGUUAGAAGAACAUGUAGCUGAACUGCAGGGGAAUAUUGAACAGAAGAAGAUAGAAAUUAUAAGUUUGAAUGAAGAAGUCGACAGCUCACGAAGAAGAAUCGAAUUUAUUAAUGAAGAAAAAGAUCUCCUUGAAAAGGAGAAAAUGGAAGCGGAUGACAAGCUUGCACAACUCGAGAAAUCAGAACAGUCGUUAAAGUCAGACAUAUCUUUGGUUGUUGAAGAAAAGUGCCAGGCUUUGAAUGAACUGACAACACUUAAAGGCCUUCAAGACGAGGAGCAGAAAAUGAUAUCGCACGCGCAAGACGAACUAGCAGCUCUGAAAGAACAGCUUGAGGAGACUGUUGAAUCUAAACAAAGACUAGAAACCGACUUAGCAAACAUUACAGAUACGCUAACAACAAUAGACGCUGAAAAGAAAGACCUGGAUGACCAGGUCAAAACGUUAGAGGAGAAGAUGUCGAACUGUCAGGACGAGAGGAUCGGCUUGGAGCACGAGUUGGACGUUGCUAGGCAACAACUGGAAGCAGCCAAUGAGGCGAGGAUUCGUGCGGAGCAGGGCCAGGUCAAGGCGCAGGAGCAACUGGAGAGCUUGCGAUGCAUGAUGGAUCAAGAAAUCGCGGCGCUUAAAUUUCAGCUCAGCUCUGAGACAAUGAAAUAUGAAACUGAACUCAAGAGUUUGUCAGAUCAAAUCCAAGAGUAUAACAGUGUGAAAGAGCGCUUAUCAGAACAACAGGAGUUAAUUGCUGACCUAGAAGCUCGUUUAAAAGAACGGAAUGACACUCUACAACACGACAAGCACAAAUACGUGUCGGAAAUAAAACAUCUUCGAAACGAGGUACAACAGUACAAGACUGGAUUUGACGAAAACAAGCUUAAACUGCGCGCGUUGGAAAACGAGCUCCUGUUGACAUCAAAACAGUUGGAAGAGGAACGAUCCAGGCAGCGAGAUCUGAAAAAGAAAGUUGACGAAGUCGAAGAGGAGAAAGGUUUGACAAAUCAGCAGUAUGAGGCAAAAAUAGCUCAGGUGCAGGAAGACAUGGAGGAACUGAAAAACAGGCUGGUUGCGGUAACUAGAGAAAAAGCCGAGUUGUGGCAGAAAGCAGACGACAUGGAGCAUGAAAUAAAGGUGAAAGCUGACGACAGAUGGAUGGAUGACAGCGAAGUAUCGCACUGUCUCGGAUGCAAGGCCGAAUUCUCUUUUCUCGUGAGAAAGCAUCAUUGUAGAAUAUGUGGCCGCAUCUUCUGUCAUAAUUGUUCCAAUAACUGGCUUCAAACUCCUCACAGCAGGAAGCUGCGUCGAGUCUGCAUUGCUUGUUUAAAUGCCGAUAAACGACUCAAACCCCAGCUUGUGGGAAGGCCACCAGAAAUGGAUGAGGAAACCAAAUCAGAUGUCAGUGAAAUAACGUCACAGCGCACCGGAAGCGUGCUGAGUGGCCCGGAUGAAAGCGACACAGGUGGCCUGGACGCUGCCGAUACUCGCAGUGACUCUCAGCCAGGACCCAGUACCUCGAGCGCCGAUCCCCUGGAUCCUCCCCAGUCCACCUCCACCCCUAAAAAGCCCGACAGAAAGGGAACCAAUGACAAGGAGCGAAGCCAGAGCGUUACAAGCGAGGAAAAUCACAAAUAUACUACCUUGAAAUCUGCAAAAAAGGCGGAGGCAAAAGCAGCAGCCAAGAAACCGGUUGAACAACCUGUAGCUCGCGACUCGUCAGCAGAGGAUGAUGACGACGAAGGCUACGAAAUUGUAGACGAAGGUGACGAAGAAGCAUGUGAACAGCCGGAAGCUCAAGUGGUGGUCAGUGAAACCGACAAUCGGGAAGAUUUGGCCAUACCCACGGUGAACGAGGAGCCCGGUCAGUUUUGGCACGUGACCGUACCCCCCGGAAAACGUCACUUGAUCCAAGUGUUAGUGGGAACUACCCGGGCGACGCUGUCUUGGAAGUUUACAACUGAAAAGAAAAGCAUACGUUUUGGAGUUGCGUUUAAACUGUCAGAGACAAAAAAAGACAGCGAGUGUGAGGUAAAGAUUACAAUCUUUCAAAGUUUUAUUUAUUCUUUAUUACUUGAUCCGUUUUAAGAAACUAUCCACCCCGCCUGAGAACCACAUGGAUUUAUUCUUAGAAAGCUCUCAUAUGAUGUCCAGGAUUGAACUGGAAAAUACUUUAGCAACAUUCACUGGGUGGUUUGUCAUGUUCAUAUUUAUACCUCAUACUAAAUCGUACCUUUCAGGUA
Messenger RNA from Orbicella faveolata, 3983 nucleotides. Its product is annotated as FYVE and coiled-coil domain-containing protein 1-like. Gene Ontology annotation, cellular component: lysosome; late endosome; autophagosome. Lineage: Eukaryota; Metazoa; Cnidaria; Anthozoa; Scleractinia; Merulinidae. Gene Ontology annotation, molecular function: metal ion binding. The record is from RefSeq and is a predicted model, not a curated record. Gene Ontology annotation, biological process: positive regulation of autophagosome maturation; plus-end-directed vesicle transport along microtubule.